GCCGCCCUUUUCCCGCUGAUUAAAUGUUCACAGAUUAUCCAUGUAGACCAAAGAGAUGAGUUUUCUUUAGUAUUGAAAGAACAGCAAUGGAUUCUACAAACGACUCAUGUUUUGAGGACACUUCUUCAUACGAAAAAUGCUCUAAAAGACGACGUUUAAAUGUUGAUGUUAACAGUAAUUGCUAUCACUCUGACUUACAGAACGAUGGUUGCGAAAAUACAAGCCACGAAAAUAUCCAAAAGACAUUUAAUUAUGGGGAUGGAGUUAAACAAGAAACUUUUAAAUCUAUAAAAAGCAUAAUUCUUGAUUUAAUCUUAGCUACAAAACCACCGAAUAAAUCUAAUGAACUGAAGAUGUACUUAGAAUCAAUGCUUCUUGGAAUGCAUUCAAAAGAAAAACUAAAAAAUCUGAAAGAAUUGAAGGAUAAAUCAAGGGUCAUAACCAACGCUGAAAGGUAUAUAACAGCCAUAUUAGGUGUUUGUUCAAAAGAACAGAGAAAGGAAUUGAUGAAAGUUACAAACAAACAUCAUAAUGAUCACAUCCCAUUGUCGUUGGCUUGCAAGAUUGGAAAUCUGGAACUGGUGAAGUUUCUGGUGGAGUACUGUGAGGCUGACGUCAAUGGCAAUGAUGGCGAUAGCAAACCAAUGUUAUGGGCAAUAUCUAACCAGGAGGAAGACAUGGUUCGUUAUUUAUUGGAAUAUAAAGCUGACCCUGCAAAAAAUGUGGGGAACUGUAAUCUGUUAAUGUUUUCUAUGAAGGUCUUUUCUUAUGCACCAUGGCCAACAUUUGGUUAUGAAGAAGUUGAUGAUGAUGAUGAUGAUGAUGAAGAUGGAGAUGAUAACAAAACUGAAGAUGAUUGUGAUAAAAACAAAACUGAUGAUGAGGAUGACACCGAUGAUGAGAAGGAGGAAAAAGAGAGUUGUGAUGACAUUGAUGUUGAAAACAAGAAGAAUGAAAACAUUCCUGUACCCUUUUGUCCAAAACUUGAAAUUGUGAAAAUGUUGAUUGAUAAUGGAGCUGUUGAGAAAUGUUCUGAGAGCCAACUUUAUGACAUAUUUAAAGCUGUGCUUCCAGAAGAGAGUAGCAACUUAAUAAUAAUCAACCCAGCAGAAGAUCUGUAUGAAGCUUGUUUGCCAUUAUUACUGGCCAAAGUACCCAACAUAGCCAGUAUAAAGAAUGAUCAAGGCAUGACUUUGUUAGGUUACGAGCUUCGUCAUAAGGAUUUGAUUAGAAAAUGUAAGAUCUCAAGUCAUUUGCUACGUCACCUCGGUAAAAGUGAUGGGUCAGAUAUCAAUAAUGCCAACAUUAUCAAAUAUUAUCCUGUACGUCCGUCAGAGGACCUGUCAGAUGGCAUUGAAACAAAUAUAGAUACUGUUCUUAAGUCUUGCAGUGUUGACCAAACUACAAACAACGCAGUUUGUGCUGAUGACCGUGGUAAUUAUGGGUAUGUACAUCCAGUUGUAAUUUUAGCAAGUGCUGGGAGGAGGUUAGUACAUACGUGCCUAGGUAAACGAAAGGUUCCGUUUCAAGCCAAGUUUGACGCAUUAGAAGCUGCUGGGGCUUAUUAUGCCAAAUUUGGGUUCUAUAAAGAUUCUGUCAGAUGUUGGAAUGCUGCAGAAAAAAUAAGGCAACAGAAAGUUUCAAAUAGAACCAAAAAAAUCAUGAAAGUAGAGAGCAUUCAAAAUCCAAUUAACAUUUCACCUUGGGAAAAAGAUUUUCAAAUAAAAACUUUUAUUGCUAUGAAGUUGCUGAAUCCAUUUGAAGGUGAUUCCAACAUCAGCAUGGAGUUUGUCUACCUGGAUAUGGCUGAUAAUGCCAGGAUUACUAUCAGGUUGGUGAAAAAAUGGCAUGAAAAAUUAAUAAGAAGCGGUACUGCACCAAUCGUUAUAGUGAAUCCACCAGAAAAAUCAAUCAAAUCUCACCUCACUUGUCUCAACAGUAAUGAGUUGGACAAAAAAACAAAUACACGUUUGGCUAUUCUGUUAAAAGGUGCAUUAAUACACGAGCGACUUGUUGGAUUUGGUUCUCAUGAGACGCUAAAGGCAUUCGAAACAUUGUCCACAGAGUAUUACAAACUCAAUCAAAUUAAAGAUUUUGUUGCUGUAGUCACAUACAGCUUUCCAUGCUUUUUGAGAUAUAUAUCACAAGAGGAAACCUAUGUUGUUAGAGAUUAUACAAAGACUGAGACAUUGCAGAAGUUUAUUACUAACUUAACAACCAUUGUUUUGACAGAGACAAAAUUAAUGCAGUUAACUUUUGAUGAGCUAAUGGCAAUUGGUAAAUGUUUCUUCCUCCACUACUUAGGCACACCAAAGAAACAAAGAAUGUUUUCAGAUAUUGCACCUCUGCUCUUAGCCGUAAAAGUACUUGAUAGUUAUGACAAGAGCGAAGAGCAGAGCACAAAGUUUUCAAAGUUCAUGAAAAGAGUAGUCAGUGAUGACCUGAGGAACUGUGUUGGACAAAGUCUCUUGCAUUAUGUCACUCCUGUGGUAACUCAUAAAAAAGCAAAAGAUUUAGAGAAAGAAGUUACAGGAUCACAAAAAUUAGUUGAGAUAUUGCUACGUUCAGGAGCAGAUUCUAAUACCAUAGACAACUAUGGAAUGACACCUCUUCAUUUAGCUUACCGUGUCUUGCCUAGUGAUGGAUCAGAGAGUCAAACUGAUCAAAUGAAUAUAAUCCAAGCACUGUAUGGAGCUGGUGCUCACACUGACUGUAUAGAUGCUGCUAACCGAACACCCAUCUGGUAUUCCCAAACGUCAUCAAGUCCAUUGUGUCCCGUGGGUACAGGAUCAUUGCAAUGUCUAGCCUCUGCUGUGAUUAUAAACAGCUGUGUACAUUAUCAAGGACAUCUGUUACCUCACAUGGAGAGGAUGAUAGACUUACAUAAGAGAAGGGGGAAACGUACAUCUGAUAAUUUUACUGAAUAUUUGUUCAGUGAAUCCGAUCAAUGUUUGUACCAUGAGUCUGAUCAAAGUGGUGAAAGUGAAGGGUCUGAUUGACAUGAUCAGACAGCUUAUAGUUGUAAAUAGUUAUCAUGGUUAUGUUGUUUGUAAUUUACUAAACAGGCUAAAUGGGGUAAUAGCUCUCAAAUACUUUCAAAAUUUCAUUUAUAACAUGCUAAAACAUAUACAAGUAUUACAAAUGUCACACUCGAAACAAUAAACAGUGCAUGAAAAAGAAAAAAAAAAUAUCAACAUUUUGGGUGCAUCUCAAUUAUUAACCAUGGACAGGACCUUUGUUAUUAACUUAAAAAUACAAAUUGUGUGCUCACUUGCUACACAUUACAUUCACAUUUUAACUGUGCUUGUUUCUAAUGUUUACUUAAAUUUAAUUGGA
Molecule: messenger RNA, 3336 nt
Organism: Mytilus californianus (California mussel)
Lineage: Eukaryota; Metazoa; Mollusca; Bivalvia; Mytilida; Mytilidae
Exons: 2
Coding region: 87-2999 (970 amino acids)
Molecular function (GO): protein binding
Source: RefSeq, a predicted model, not a curated record